AUGAGUCUGGAUCUUCCUUUUGCUCCUCAGAGCGUGCUCGAGUUCCGACCCAGGGCAGACAGUUAUUGUUACAAGAUAUUCGAAAUGGACGCUAGUUCGGAUUGCGGCACCACAGCUGACCAUCUCUGCGUGCUGGUUCACGGUCUCUGGGGGAACCCGUCGCAUCUGGACUACGUCGCCUCUGCGCUUCGUGAACGACAUGGGGCCGAUCGAUUAUAUAUUCUCGCUGCACAGCGCAACUCCGGAAGCUAUACCUACGAUGGAAUCGAGCUGGGCGGCGAGCGGGUCGCGCACGAGAUCGAAGAGACCCUCGAGCAGCUCUCGAACAAGGGCUAUCAGAUCAAGAAGCUUAGCAUCGUCGGGUAUUCGCUGGGUGGACUGGUUGCUAGGUAUGCUAUUGGUCUGCUCCAGGCAAACGGGUGGUUGGACAAGGUCGAACCGGUCAAUUUCACCACGUUCGUGUCCCCCCAUGUCGGCGUGCGCUCGCCGAUUAAGGGAUUUCCCAAUCACAUAUGGAAUGUACUCGGAGCACGCACAGUCUCCAUGUCAGGGAGACAGAUGUUCAUGAUCGAUGACUUCCGUGGCACGGGCAAACCGCUGUUGAGUGUGCUGGCCGAUCCCAAUAGCAUCUUCAUGCGGGGGCUGGCCAAAUUCCGACAUCGUACUGCAUAUGCAAAUAUUGUCAAUGAUCGAUCUACUGUUUUUUAUACCACGGCCAUGUCGAAAACGCAUCCGUUUCCAUACCCCGAAAAGAUAACCUUCAACUACAUCAAAGGAUACGAGCCCGUCGUCAUCGACCCGGAUAUGCAUGUUCUUCCACCGGCGCCACAAGAAAUCUCGCAAGGAGGAGAGAGCGCGUCAGUUCUCUCCAAUAUCACAAAGCAGAUUCGUACCUUCUUCGGCGCUGCUCCGUUUUAUAUCUUCAUUACCAUUUUCAUCCCCAUCGGCGCUGUGUUAUUUCUGCUGAAUUCGGUCGUUCAGAAUCAGUUGAGUCGGAAUCGGAUUAGGAUGUAUGAACAGGGCAAGACAUAUCUACUUCCAGGACGCUACAGAGUUCCCUUGGUCAUGCAAGAUGUGCGAGGCGCCGUUGAGGAUGUGUUUGAGAAUAUCAACGCCUCGCAGGGCAACGAAUAUUUAUCGGAGCGCGAUGAGGAAUACACCAAGCAAAGAACACAACAGCGUCGGCUUAGUCGGCAAAAGUCUAUAUCAUCUGGAGAAGAAAAGAAUCGGCCAGGUCCUGUCCAGCAGCAACAACAACCUGCCGAGGCUGACGAUGAGUCCGAGUUUCCGAUCCUGGCGCUGACCCCAGCCCAGUUUGAUAUUAUUGACUCCCUCAACGCGGUUGGGUUCAAGAAAUACCCGGUCUAUAUCCACAAGGUGCGCCACAGUCACGCCGCGAUUAUAGUCCGCAUGCCCAAGCCCGGGUUUUCGGAGGGAAAGAUUGUGGUACAGCACUGGCUGGACCAGGAGUUCUAUAUUUGA
Molecule: messenger RNA, 1482 nt
Organism: Talaromyces rugulosus
Lineage: Eukaryota; Fungi; Ascomycota; Eurotiomycetes; Eurotiales; Trichocomaceae
Exons: 2
Coding region: 1-1482 (493 amino acids)
Molecular function (GO): monoacylglycerol lipase activity
Source: RefSeq, a predicted model, not a curated record